AUGACUUCUUUGGUCACUGCAGAUUAUGUAAUCUUCCAUGAUGCGCCAGUUCCAAGGCACGGAGAGGACAAUGAUGAGUGUAUCUGCAGCGUAGAACUCCCUGAAACUACCUUCCCAGGACAUAUGAUCGAUUAUCUGGAAGACAUCUACAAGAACCUGACCGUUCUCAUUGAUAAAGAGACAGAGAAGUUUGCCCAACUCCAUAAUGAGAUAGACGGAUAUAAUAAAAAGUUGGAAAACGUGACCCAUUCUGUAAUUCUGAUGGAAACAGAUGGCAUCAAAGAUGAAAAGGAAUUUCUAGCAGUGACACAAACAAUCCAAGAUAUGAAGAAAAGGGCUGAUACUCUGAGUAAUCUCCUAAAUGGAACUGAUUUGGACAUUGAAGAUUUACUCAACAAGGUCAACAAUGUCUCCAGUAUGGUGUGGCAGCUAGAAACUUUUGACAAGAACAAUGUGCUCGCAACCCGUAGGGAAAUGGCUAUACUUCGGAAACAGCUAGCUGAUUGUGAAGAAGCUGCUGUGAACCCCAGCUUUGGUCUACCUUCAGCUGGCCUUACGGGUCCUGAGUAUGGUAAAUGUGAAAACAAAUUUUUGGUGAACGUUAGCAAACCAUUCAUAGUCAAACUUAACUGGCGAGGUUUCAGCUACAGAUAUGGAGCUUGGGGUAAGGAUUUUGCUUUUGGAAACCCAACUCCAGACAUGUACUGGGUCGCUCCACUGAACACUGAUGAGCGUUUAAUGGAGACCUACCGUCUCUACAACAGCUAUUCUGACUUGCUUUUGUACAAGAAUCAGAUAGAAAAAAGCCUUUCUCAAUACAUUGGGCUCACCUGGAACUAUGUCAACUGUGGCCAGGGAAGCGGCCCAAUCUUGUUCAAUGGCAGCUUUUACUACAACUGCCACAACUCUAGAAACCUGUGUAAGCUGAACAUUGCAACCCAUGAGCUCCAACGGGUAACAUUGGAAGGUGCUGCUUUCAACAACUGGUUCUCCUAUGCUGGAGUCAACUGGCAAGACUUUGAUUUUGCUGGGGAUGAGAAAGGCCUGUGGAUCAUUUAUUCCACAGAAAGUAGCAAGGGAAAAAUAAUCAUUGGGAAGCUAGAUCCUAAUACUAUGAACAUGAUCCAGAAAUGGCAAACCUCACUAUUCAAGCCUAAUGCGACCAACACAUUCAUGAUCUGUGGGGUGCUGUACGCCCUCAAGAGAGUGAGUGCACACAAAGAAAAGAUAUUUUAUACGUAUGACACCAAUACAGGCAUGGAAGGCACCACAGACAUCAUGAUAGAAAAACUUGCAGAAACAUUUCAGAGUGUGAGCUACAACCCCAAUGAUCACAAGUUAUACAUGUAUAAUGAUGGCUACCUGGUCACUUACGAUGGAAUUAUCAAAUCCAAGCCUCAGACAGAAAGACGGAGUGUGGCCAGCGAGAACACUCAGAAUGCCGUUAUUCCAUUCCGCAAUACAGAGUGA
Molecule: messenger RNA, 1470 nt
Organism: Varanus komodoensis (Komodo dragon)
Lineage: Eukaryota; Metazoa; Chordata; Lepidosauria; Squamata; Varanidae
Product: olfactomedin-like
Exons: 5
Coding region: 1-1470 (489 amino acids)
Biological process (GO): signal transduction
Source: RefSeq, a predicted model, not a curated record